Molecule: messenger RNA, 4432 nt
Organism: Perca fluviatilis (European perch)
Lineage: Eukaryota; Metazoa; Chordata; Actinopteri; Perciformes; Percidae
Product: potassium voltage-gated channel subfamily A member 10
Exons: 4
Coding region: 896-2593 (565 amino acids)
Biological process (GO): potassium ion transmembrane transport; protein homooligomerization
Cellular component (GO): membrane; voltage-gated potassium channel complex
Molecular function (GO): protein binding; delayed rectifier potassium channel activity
Source: RefSeq, a predicted model, not a curated record
AGCAAUUAAACAUUUUACCACCUAGGGGCAAUAUACGGCUGCGAGUUUCCGUUUCGAUUUCAAAAGUAAUCAUGAAGAGGACACGGCGAAGUGUGGCGUGGGACCAUUUUGAUAAAAAAAAAAAACUACUUAGUUCACUGCAAACACGGAGAUGCCAUGUAUAAGUACAAACGGCCACGACUCAAAUGAUGUAGCCUACCACUAAACAAAGCGCAUCCGACCCUGGUUAAUGUCGGUGGCGGCCGCGGUGCACCCUACUCUCACUCUCAAUCUAACGUAAACUCGGCGUUAGCACGGAGGAGCUGCGAUGCACAACGAGCAGAGAAAAUUACCCAAGGGACCUGCAAGUUCAUUGAGAUGGAUAUUGGAACCAGCAUAUCACAUUUCGUCACAACGUGCCAUCACCAGACUGGUAGAAACUCCCCACGAAGAACGGAAUAAGGUUCCCCGGGCUGGCUAAGUUAGCGCGGAGGUACCUGUGCAUCCCGGCAACGCGGGUGUUUUCGGCGGCUGGACUGACGGUCACCAGAGAUUUACAACUGCUCCUUAAGACUCUGCCAUUGCCUGUUGGGAUAUUUAAUCUAAGAGGGUGCGUGAGUGAGUUUAGACAAGCUUCUUUCACCGCUGGAUAACGAGGCCAUAUGGGAACAUGAGGAGGAGGCUCUGUAACUCGGGAGGCUUUGGAUGAGCUCGGAGCGCCUGCAGCCAUGGAACCUCCCUGUCCAACGAUUACACAGAGGACUGAAUCCAAACAUAGCGUACGGCUGCCUGGAUGAGAACCAGAAGGAGGCAGGCCCUGCCAGGAUCUACAGCGUGGCACUGGUUGUGGUAUCCCCUCUGUCUCCUGCGCUCGAACCAGGCUGAUAGACGGAGCUGUGGCCUGUGACGACAGGCGAUGGAGGUGCCGCUGGUUAAUUUUGAGAACAUGGAUGAUGUUGGCAUCAACCUGGGGGACCCGAGUGACUCUGGGUACCCGACUUCACCCCCGUCAGAGGCCCAUGAUCACAAUCUUUUAACCCACCGCCUUAGUUCUCCUCACCAGUCGCCACACAGAGGACGACGUCGGCAUCAGUCUGGUCAAGAAGGGUUGUCACCAUCCACUCCUCCGUCAUCUCUGACCACUAAAGCAAAGUCAAGCAGUGGCAGUUUGAUCUCUAAUGUGAAGCUCCUGAUCAACAGUGAGUCUCCCACUGACAGCGUCUUCAGUAAGAUGGCAAAGGACUGCUACGAGAAUGAAGAUGUGUUUGAAAAGCACUGCAUUGAAGAAAAAGACGAGAAAGUUGUCAUCAAUAUUUCAGGCCUGAUGUUUGAGACCCAGCUCAGCACCCUGAAUAACUUUCCAGAGACGCUGCUCGGUGACCCCAUGAAGAGGAUAAGAUACUUCGACCCAAUGAAAAACGAGUACUUCUUUGACAGAAACCGCCCGUCUUUUGAUGGUGUUCUGUACUUCUAUCAGUCAGGGGGGAGAAUCCGUAGACCGGCCAAUGUUCCCUUAGAUGUUUUUGCGAAUGAAAUGGUUUUCUAUGAGUUGGGUCAUGAAGCGAUGGAGCAGUUCCGCGAAGAUGAAGGGUUUAUCAAAGAGCCAGAGGUCCUUCUGCCCACCAACGAACUCAAACGACAAUUCUGGCUACUGUUUGAAUACCCAGAAAGCUCCAGUGCAGCCAAAUCUGUCGCUCUGGUUUCUGUGUUUGUCAUCGUCAUUUCCAUUGUCAUCUUCUGCCUAGAGACUCUGCCAGAGUUCAGGGAAGACACUGACUUUCCCCCGAUUUUAACCCAACUCAUCAACGGGACCCAAGGCGGUUCUGCCCCUCAUCCCGCCACUAAAGACGUGUUUGCAUAUUUAACAGACCCCUUUUUCAUUGUGGAGACUAUUUGCAUCAUUUGGUUCUGCUUUGAAGUUGGUGUCCGUUUUGUGGUGUGCCCCAGCAAAAGGGAUUUCUUCAAUAACAUCAUGAACACCAUUGACAUAGUCUCUAUAAUUCCCUACUUUGUAACCCUUGGAACAGAGCUGGCUACGACCCCUGAUGAUGAUAUGAACUCCAGUCAGAACAUGUCCCUGGCGAUCCUAAGAAUUAUCCGUCUAGUGAGAGUUUUUAGAAUUUUUAAGCUCUCCCGACACUCGAAAGGGCUUCAGAUCUUGGGGCAGACGUUGAAAGCCAGCAUGAGGGAACUCGGGCUGCUUAUCUUCUUCCUUUUUAUAGGAGUCAUCCUAUUCUCAAGUGCCAUCUACUUUGCAGAAGUGGAUGAGCCCCAGACGCAGUUUGUCAGCAUCCCUGACGGCUUCUGGUGGGCUGUGGUGACAAUGACCACUGUGGGAUACGGAGACAUGUGCCCCAUCACAAUCGGAGGCAAAAUGGUCGGCACCCUCUGUGCCAUUGCUGGUGUCCUGACCAUUGCCCUGCCCGUCCCUGUCAUCGUCUCCAACUUUAACUAUUUUUACCACCGUGAGACUGAGCAGGAGGAGAAACAGGUGAUGGAUGCGGCGGCAGAGGCUGCUCAGAAAACGUCAGCUGCAAACAAGUACGGAAGCACACCCUCGCUAAACAAAAGUAACGGCAACUGGCAAAAUGAGAAAAAUGGCGCACACUGUUAGAGAAAGUACGAGAUGCACUGCUGCGAUAUUAGUUUGUUUCUCACUAUUUUGUACUCCAAACAUGGGAACAUGUUUGCAUAUUAUGACAGUAUUAUUAGGCCCUGUGUGGUGAGGCAGCCUUUAUACAAGUUGUCUGUCUGCUUGUGGAUGUGUCAAAGUGCAAUUAACACAACUCAGCAACUACUCUGUCCGUUCAACUUCAAUGAGAAGAACUGAAAGGUAUAAUUAUCAUCUUUCAUCCAGUGCAAUUUGAAGAAAAAUGUUAUGGCUCAUUUGUACUAUGGACAUUUCUUCACCUUGAAAAUGUUGACUGUUGGGAUAAACAAGUGCAAAGGCAAAGUAAGUUGUAAGUUUCACCAAAAUGUCCUUGAGGGUCUGAAUAACAGUAAGUUUAUCCCACAAAAGAAAAAAAACUGUUGUGAUAGAGAUCAGAGCAUUUAAACUGGAAGUAUACUCAGAGUUCAUAUUACAUCAGUUAGUCUACACUUUGUCAUAAUCAGCAAAACCAAAAUAGAACUUGUCACGAUUUUCAAGGGCAGGCGAAUAGUGUAAGGCAAGAGGGCACACAUUGUCUUAUCAGCAAAUCUAUAGAUGUGAAUGCUCAGCCAGCAGACCUUCUCCAUAUGAGCAGCAUAACAUAACAAUAUUUGUGUGAUAUGCCACUUUUCCACGGCAGGAACAUUCCCCAGGGUCUACAGUAGGAACAUUUUGAGGAACUCAUUGCAUUUUGACCGCAGGGACCAGGGUCUAAAUUAAGUUCUGGGGCCUUUUUACACCCUAAAAUGUUCCUGAAUAAAUUAAAUAGUUGGCAUGUCUGCUAUUAGUCUUGUAGAUAGGCAAAAUAUAAAUCUGCAGUAUAGUACAUGCAGUAGUUGCAUGCAGCUUUUAAAAUAAAAAGUAAUUUUUAACUACAUGGUUUCAUUUUUACUAUUUGGCGUUUUGCACAAGAUCUAAUAUUGUUAUUAUAACGUGAAUUUAUGCUUUAAAAACCAUAUCAAUUUGUAGCACUGUUAGUUUAUUCCCACAUAUCUCUUGAGCACUUUUGGAGCUUUACACCAUCAGCUGUUGGCAGGGAAAACACAUUUCUUAGAGUGUCUAAUGUAAAUGUGAGAUGAGGUAUAUAUUUGUGAUCAGACUGAGAGAAUCGAGGAGAGGGCAUAGACAAAAAACAAUAACUUUGCACUCUUGUAUUUGAAAAUGCCUCUAUUUACCCUUGUUCUCUCAUUUGUAUUGCAUGGCAUAGUGUGCCGAAAUGAGUUUUAACUCUUAUUAUCAGUAACUGAAAGUUUGACAUAUUUAUUGUACCUAAAUAUAUUAGUCUUUCAAUCAUAUAGUGAUUAUCAUUAUAUUCAAUGUGAAGGGAGAGCCAAUACUACAACUGGAUUUGUGAAAUGAUGACAACAAAUGAUGAAUUGUGUAUCUCAUCGGGAAAUUGGUACUAUAUAUGCAUGCCACGUUUCAAUCUUGAGAAUGUACUGUAUGUGAGUUUAGUAUACAUAUAAAUACAGCUUGUAUAGAAAUGGCAGUGGAUGUAGUUGUAACACAAUCAAUGCCUUUCUAAUAAUCCCACAAUAUACAAUAAUGAUGACAUGUGGGUGGCAAAAACAAAUAUGUUGUGUUUUUCACCCAAUGGAAAGAGCAAUACUUUAAUUAAUUAAAAUUAAAUGCAAUAAGGUGACAUCAGUUAGUCACGUCAGCACUUUACUAUGUUAUGAAGCACUUAAUACUUGAGGACUGUUACUGUACGGUAUGUGUCAACAUUGUACAGUAUACAGUGUCGUAAUGUUUUAUUUAUCCUGUAAAGAGUGCCUUUCAUUAAACAUGUAUCCUAACUGUGUA